GCUCCAUCUUUGGCAGGUGGUGUGUAUGCCAAGGAGGUUAUGGUGUAUGCUGAAACUAGACUGUUUAGAAAGAUUAGGUAGUGGUAGAGCAAUUUACGUGUCUUUUGUUUCACGUUCAGUUGUUUUAUUUUUCAGUUAUUUCCACCAUGUGACAAUUUACGUCGGACUAGUGCUUCUGAUUGAUGAACGUCGGGUUUCCCUCUGAGACACUUUGUUUUAAUGACAGCGCUGCAUUGAGUGAGUCCGAUGCGUGGUGAAGUACUCGUGCUAAUAAUCCUUUAAUUUACACACAAAAAAGAAAGAAUACAUGCUACCAGUGACUCUACUAGUUUUAAAACACUGAAUGAAAACCACCGAACCACUGUAAAGGCAAGUCGAAUAUAUUUUUUUCUAGGAUUUCUUUCACCUCAUUCACCGGUGUCGUGCAUCAGUAGAUAUCCCAUUUGAAGUGGUCGCUGGUCGUGCCUUUUGUUUUGAUUUGGAGACACACCGGGGAGCCAUGCCACGAUGAAGAACGUCUGAUGAGAGGAUUUUUUUCCUGGAAAAGAAAAAUGAGGAAGCGAUUUUAUAAACAUACAGAGAAUAAACAGGCCUUGUCCUUUGAAGGCCCAGAUUUGUGUGAAAAAAGGAAGAAAAAAAGCAGCAUGGUUGCAAUUCGAAUAGAAUGAGACCAAAGGAGACGCGCGAGAAGAGAAAUACAGAGACUAUAUUAAUGACGAGGAUUUUGUCAAGUUUAAAGUCAAUGAGAACAAAAUAACUUUACAGGGCAAGCAUUGAGGAUUUCCUAACACGCAAAAGGACAAAUACUCUGCAACAAUUCCCCAUUGCCUGGCUUUCCAUUUAAUUCUGCACAUUUUAACUCUCUUAACUCAUUUGGUUUUUUUUUCUUUCCAUUUUGAGUUUUGAUCUGGAUUGAGCUCUGUUUUAGUUCAAUGGAAGUAUGUUAUCAGCUGCCGGUCUUGCCUCUAGACAGGCCGGUUCCCAAACAUGUUCUCAGCCGGAGGGGAGCCAUCAGUUUCAGCUCCAGCUCGUCUCUCUUCGGCGCCCCUGAUCCCAGACAGCUGUCACAGAGACGAGGAGCCAUCUCCUACGACAGCUCUGACCAGACGGCCCUGUACAUUCGUAUGCUAGGAGAUGUGAGAGUAAGAAGCCAAGUCGGGUUCGAACCGGAACGAAGAGGAUCCCACCCAUACCUCUGCAUCGACUUCCGAACGCUCCACUCCCGGCUCGGGUCUAGCUCGGCAGGUCCUGUGUCUGACAGGAGGAUCCACAGACUUCUGAGCUUCCAGAGGAACCUCCGCUCCUCUCGCCUGCUCCGGGGAACACCCCAACACAACCGCCUCCCCCUCCUGGACGAGGACUACCUAGGACAGGCCAGGUGCAUGCUGCAGAAGGUCGGGAGCUGGAAUUUUGACAUUUUCCUCUUCAACAGAUUAACCAAUGGAAACAGUCUGGUCACACUGACCUUCCACCUGCUCAACCAGUACGGCCUGUUGGAGCUCUUUCAGCUGGACAUGGUGAAGCUGUGGAGGUUCCUGGUCAUGGUCCAGGAGGACUACCACCACCAGAACCCCUACCACAACGCUGUCCACGCAGCCGACGUUACACAGGCCAUGUACUGCUACCUCCGGGAGCCCAAGCUGGCCAAGUCUCUCACUUCCUGUGACAUCCUGCUGGGUCUGCUGGCGGCCGCCACUCACGACCUGGACCACCCCGGGGUCAACCAGCCUUUCCUCAUCAAGACCAACCAUUACCUGGCUACUCUCUACAGGAAUACCUCCGUUCUGGAGAACCACCACUGGAGGUCUGCAGUGGGCCUGAUCCGAGAGACUGGGCUCUUCUCCCAUCUGCCUGCAGAAGACAGCCUUAACAUGGAGAGGCAGCUGGGCUCCCUGAUCUUGGCCACAGACAUCAGCAGACAGAACGAGUACCUGUCCAAAUUCCGCACGCACCUGGACCAGGGAGACCUGUGUCUGAGCCAAGCCAGCCACCGUCACUUCCUCCUACAGAUGGCUCUGAAGUGUGCAGACAUCUGCAACCCCUGCCGACCCUGGGCGCUCAGCAAACAGUGGAGCGAGAAGGUUACAGCAGAGUUCUUCCGUCAAGGGGACAUUGAGAAGAAGCACAAACUUGAAGUCAGCCCACUGUGUGACAACGAGGCCAACUCCACUGGCAACAUCCAGAUUGGGUUCAUGUCAUACGUAGUGGAGCCUCUGUUUGCAGAGUGGGCCCGUUUCUCCGACACACGCCUCUCCCAGACCAUGCUGGGCCACCUGGGGCUGAACAAAGCCAGCUGGGGGGGGCUUGUACAGGAGCCGUCCACCAGCAGCGAGGAGGCGGAGCCAGGCCCUGCUGCCACGGCGACCCCAUCCCAACCCACAGCCGCCACCACGGAGUCGAAUGUCACAACAGCAGCGGACAAAACCAACUCCAAAGAAAUACCUCAGGGAAGCAGAGAGUCCUGACACUCCAUGUUUGCCCUUUGACCUUUGACCCCUGAUCCAUGGCCUUGGGUCCUUGUCACACUGGGAAGAGGGUGGGGAAGGAGUGAGUGUACCAGUCACUGCCCCACCAAAACCUGAAACCUUUUGUUGCUUCCUCCCCCCCAUCUCAUUUUGACAAACCACUGAUUUUUAUUUAUUUAAUUUUAAUUCCUUUCUUUCUUUGACAUAGAGCAAUACAUAGAUACCUCAUUUGGCUACUGCUGUAUUUCCUUUAAUUUGCUUAUUUUAUUUAUUUUUCCUCUGUAGUUUGUAGGCAUUACUGAUUUGACACACCACUAUUUGGAUGGCGAAUUUAAGGGAAUAACAAGAACCGGAUGAACACCUGGAUGGGAAGUGCCAUUUGCAAACGUAUUGAAUGACUUUGAAGAAAUUGAUUUGAAAACACCUUGAGUAUUCAGAGACAAGCCUCGCUUUAAGACUUGACAAAAAUGCAGUGUGUGUUAAUGCAUUCGUAACGAAUAUUCUUCCUUGUGUGAGAAAAAUAAUGUGAUAAGCCCUGUCCUUUUGCUGCCUCUAUGAAGACUGUUUACAGGUGUCCUGUUUGUUUGUUGUAUCUGUCCCUCUAACAAAUAAUGUCCAGAUUUGCCUUGUAAGCACAGAUUUGAAAGAAACCACUUAGGUUUAAACUGUCACCGUCGAAGCCAUGAGUAACGCCUAAGUCAGUCAGACAGACAGAAAAACACACCAGAUGCCAUAAAUCGCUCCACCUCGGCUCCCUCGUGUUCCUAGCCCCCCUUUCAGUCCCUCACAGGGACCGUAUCGGACACGCAGCUCUCACCAGGAGAGGCGUGAUGAACAGUCAACAAAGGUGUUUCACAACUCCACUUCCUCUUUGCUCUUCUGAAAGGAGUUCAGCUGUUUUGAAGAUGAAGCGACAGUCAGUCAGUGGUGUAAGAGCUGGGAGCAGGACCUGUGCCUCCCAAACCUGACGUUGAACCCUGGAUCACUCCCCUCAGUCAUCACACACGCAUCUCACCACAACUCCACUGGCUCAGGGUACGCCAAUCACCACCCGGAGGGGGAGGGAUGGGACUGCAAGACGCGCGGGGGCCCUCUCCAGAGGAUCAGCCUGGUUUUGUUUACAACUACUGAAGGCGACUCCCUCCCUCUACAGAAUGUCUCUUAACCACAUGCAACCAAGAAGACCUGCUCGACUGAUGCCUUAUACCUAUGCACAGACUACGCUAAGUGACCAAACCAGCCCCCACUCCUCCCAUGAAGUGCAUGGUGUGGCUUGUCCCUUUUAAUGCACUGUCCAGUCCUUUUGCCUUUUGUUGUAAGGAGAAAAUACUGAACCCCCCCUCCCCUCCCAGUUCCUUUUUUAUAUGGAAAAAAAGGUGACUUUUGAACAUUCCAUUUCCUGAUGUUUUUAGUUCGUCUACUUUGAUUUUGUACAGUGGCACAAAAACAGGUGUUUGUAUUUUGACAUUCUGAACGAUAACAGGUGCUUUUCUGAUUUUAGCUGACUUGUAUUUUUGUUGAAAGUGCUGUAAGACUGUUGAUAACUGUUUACAAUUUGUCGCAACAGCCAUUUUGGGAUGAAGACUUCAGCUUCAAGCCAGACUUUGUGAAGGCUUAGCCAUAUUCACCUUUUGAUACAUGCCUGUUGCAGUUGCCUUUUGAUUAAUAAAACCAGUUGACAUAA
Molecule: messenger RNA, 4149 nt
Organism: Osmerus eperlanus (European smelt)
Lineage: Eukaryota; Metazoa; Chordata; Actinopteri; Osmeriformes; Osmeridae
Gene: pde7a
Product: phosphodiesterase 7A
Exons: 12
Coding region: 933-2465 (510 amino acids)
Molecular function (GO): 3',5'-cyclic-AMP phosphodiesterase activity
Source: RefSeq, a predicted model, not a curated record